GUUCAAUUGCGCGGAUGCCAUGGCAAAGCAUUCCUGGCAUUCCUGGCAUGCCAUGCCUGGCCCACUGCAGCAUGGAGACAGCAUGUUGCAGAUCCUCACUCGGUGUCGAAGAUAUGCAGCAGCAGCAGCUCCCAAGAGACCUCAACCAAGGUCGCCACUGUUGGAUUUCCAGUUGGAUUUGCGAGAGGUGAAGCACAUGGCCCCGCAUGUUCUAGCCUCUGCCAUGGCUGCAGCAGGCGCAGGCAACCACAACUCACAGUCCCUGUGGCGCGCGUAUAGCGACCGUGCCUUGGAGUUGCGAAAACAGUUGACUCUUCGAGAUGUUCGGCGCAUGUUGCAGGGCUAUGCCGCAGUGGGCAUCAAAGAUUCAGCAGUGUUUCGGGAUUUGCUAAAAGCAUCCUGGCAAGGAGACGAAAAUGCAUCCGCCAAAGACCUUUGUUCUGUGGCGAUCUCCCUGGCAAAGCUCAGGUGUGGCGCAGAGAGUCUGGAUGAUUUUGCACAGCACUUCGCAGAACAAAGCUUAGACGAGUUGGAGAGUAUUGAUGUGAGCAGUUUGGCCAAUGCCUUUUCGAGGGUUUCCUGCAGAAACAAAGCCUUUCUGCAGAGACUAGGCGAUCGUUUAUGUGCAGAUGCAUCAUCCACUCUGCUUCCGCCGGUGGCUACAACGAUGGCUCUGAACGCAUUUGCUGUGUUGAAGCACUGCGACAAGGAACAAUUUACUGUUCUGGUCAACAAUGCCGUGAGGCCGUGUGUCUCUGACUUCACCAUCACACAAGCAGCUCUCGUCGUUGAUGCGCUUGCUCGCUGUUCGGAAGUGACUGAGGACAUGGCAAGCGACAUUUUUCAAAACUUCGUCCAGCGUUGGCUUUCACGAGGCCUACUGGAAGAGUUGGCUGAGCCGGAAGAUUUGGCGCACCUGUCGAAUUCCGCUGUGAAGCUCAACAUUUUGGAGGAGAAGGAGCUAAACUACAUCUUUGCCGCAUGUGGUUUGCGAUACGUUGGCAUGUUCUCAACGCCCCAAUUGGCAAUGUUUUGCAGCAAUCUGGCUAGGUUGCCAAGUACUGGCCGUGGAGCCUUUCUGGGCGUUGUUGCUCUGCGAGUUUUGCCACAAGCAGUGAGAAGCUGUUCAUUUGUGGAUCUUGGGUUGAUUUUGCAGGCCAUGUCCAGUUGUGAUAUCAACUUAACACAAGAGGUGGUGACACUCAUUCAGAAGAGACUGGCGGAGGUUGCAAAGGAGCAGGUUGCUCAAUUGGCGCAACACAAGCAAUCCUCUGAAGUUGCCAACAGUAUUGCAGCUGCUUUGGAGCGAAUUGCAGAAGCUUCAAAGAUUUUGUCAGCAGAUGGUAAGCAGCUCCUGGCUUCCAUUCGACCGUUGACGCUGGAACUUUGUGCCUGCAAAGCACUUCGCUUCAGAACUGCAGCGGCUUUGCUGGCAAUGCAUGGCCAUUUCCGCAUCAAAGAUGUGGAGCUCUUUGAUGCCAUGGGCGGAUCAGAGCUCUCAGACACAAUCUCUCCGAUCUCCCCUGUCUUGGCUGGAAGACUUUUGCGUGGAAUGGCACCAUUGGGACAUCCAGUGAAGGCUAUGAUGUGGGCCAUCGAUCAAAGCUUCGCUUCUCCACGUGGUACCUGGCAACGAUCCUUGCCUGCGUUGACGGCGGACCUCUUUGCAGCGGCACUGUUGGACUUUGCCGAACUGUCAGAGGAGACCAUGAACUCUUUGUUUCAUGCGGCCAAAGUCCAUUGUGCCACAGAUCUCACAUCCCUAUCAGCCUCUCUUCGAUUGAAGUGUGCUGGGGAAAUCUCGGCUUCAUCGCAUGCGUGGCUUCGUAAGGCGAAAGACACUGGUGAUGCCACAUGGUUGGCUGACUGGUCUGAAGAGGUCUUCUCUACAUCCAACGGACCUCAACACGACCUGGUGCCAUCAACGGAUGGGGGCUUCCUGCGCUCAGUGUUUGCCUCCCUGCGAAACUAUGCGAAGGUCAACCACGGAGAGGUGCUGGUGGCAUGGCCAGGGCAGGGAUUUCGGUCUGACCUGGCCUGUCGCUUUCACAGCGGCGUUGGCGGCGGCGGCGUUGUCGUGGAGGUGAAUAGCCAGCAACGUUUCUACGUUGGUAGCCGUGAGCUUCUUGCAUCCUGUCGACUGCGUCGUGCUGCACUGGCAGCAUCAGGUGCCAAAGUGUGCCAGGUGAACUAUUGGGAGUGGCCUGCUGAGCAGGAGGAUCAAGACAGAUGGUUGAAGGAUCGAUUGGAUUUUGCAGAGAAAAAUGAGAAAAGCACAACAGUGCGACGUGGGACGUAGCGGGUAUGACAU
Molecule: messenger RNA, 2311 nt
Organism: Cladocopium goreaui
Lineage: Eukaryota; Dinophyceae; Suessiales; Symbiodiniaceae
Source: the annotation of a GenBank genome assembly